AUGAAUGACGCGCAGGGAGACCUGUCCCCAGACUUCGUCCUGAUGCGGCUCGUGUCUGCGGCCGAGUACGACCGGCUGGACGAACCGGACGACCUGAUGUCAGGAGGCGGCGGCUUCGGGCCCGUCAAGUCCGUGCUGGGGCACCAUGGCGGCGGCUUUGAUCUGGACGCAAGCGGCCCCCCGCCGGGCCUCGGCUCGGCCUCCCCGCACUACAGCUCGCCGCUUCCCGGGAAAGGAGAGCUGGAAGGCGGACUGAUGCUGACGCAGGCCCCGCCGGGCUCCGACGCUGCGCUGUCCCCCCCGCCACCCGAGGACUUUGCCGUAGCGGCCCAGAGGUUUGUGGACUACCCGGUGCAGCACGGUUCGGGGGGGCACGGGUCGAGGGCGCAGCUUAUGGUGUUUCAGAACCUGCUGCGGUCCGGAGACCGGAUCCUGGAGUGCGGGCUGGAGCAGCCGCCCCCAGGGUUCCUUCAGGAAGAGAGACAGCAGCUAGAUUCUGGAUCUGGUCCUGGUAGCACAACAACUGGUCCUGGGCCUGGAGGUGGGAGGGACCAGAACUCUCACUGCACCCCUUCUGCAGAGGAAAACCUGCAGCCACAGCUCCUUCAGUGGCACCCUGUUCUCAGACUGUCCAAAGGGUCUGAUGGCUCACAGAACCCCCAGCAGGGCAUCCCCACACUGGACCCUGAGCCCGGGUCGGUUCUGUGUCACCGACACCGCCUGCUGACAGACCGACUGGCCAAGUGGCCCCCAGGCCUGCUGGACCAAGCCCUGCGUCUGGGCCUGCUGGAGCCCAGGAAGACCUGCUCCUCUGGGGGGGAGGACCCAGUUCUGGCUCUGGCCCGGAGGCUCGGCCAGCUGGGUGAAGGGAGGGAGGGAGGGGGAGAGGGAGGAGUGGGAUGCUCCUGUCACAGUGUGCUGACCUCGGGGACGGGGGGCGAGGACCCAAGCGAGACUAGCGACGCCCUGUUGGUACUGGAGGGUUUAGGAUCUGAAGAAGUGGGUGGACUGGAGGAGGGAGGGGACAGGGACACGGGGGACAUGGGGGACACUGAGAAAGGUGAUCGGAUGGGGGGUGGAGGGGGGACGUCUGGGGGGGCCGGGCCUGUGUUCUCCAGUGGGACUCUGAGUGGACUCAUGCAGCAGGUCCACAGGUUGGCGGAGGAGGCGGGGGUCUGCACUGAUCAGUCCUGCAGGUCCUCUCUGGCGGUCCUGGGCGCUGCAGUGUCCCUGACCCCUUGUGUAGACCCCCGGCCCUCCAUCAGCACCACCACCCCACCCUGUCCAUACCCACCUGUCCGCUCACAGCCCCCCCAGGCUGCAGCAGGUUUCAACAAUCUCCAGGUGUCCCCUGACUCACUCCUAUCCUCCACCCCUACCCCGAGCCCCAGACCCCCUUGCCAGCACCAAUCCCGCUCCCAGCCCCAGAGCCGCGCCACUACCCCCAAACUAGGCGUGGCCACAGGGGGCAUGGGGCGCUGCGCCUCCCCCCUGGUGGUCCUGGAGGGGGAGAUUGGGGGAGGAGCAGGUAGGGAGGGGGAGAAGACACCAGGGGGGAAAUCCAGGAAAGGAGGGUCCCUAAAGGUCCGGCUUAGUAAGCUGUUUAGGACCAAGAGCUCCAGCGGAGGGUCAGGGGGGCUGCUGGACAAGAGGCCAUCCCUGGCGUCAUCUACGUCGUCAGGGGGAAGUCUGCUGGACGUGUGGGGGUCAACCUGCAGCACAGCGGAGCAGGACGGGAGCAGGUAUGAAUGAGUGAUUAUUUUAUGAAGUGAUAAGACAACAGGAACACCUUCACAGACCAAUCAGGUGUCCAAAUCAGACUCUUUAUGGACAGUCGAAUUCAGAGAGUCAGAGUCAGAGCAGAGACCACAUAUGAAAUGUUCAAAAUGAGAAUUGUUAUUGUUUUAUGAAAAAUCUAAUGUCAGCAGCAUGUUUCUAAAAAGUAGCCACAGGGUCAUGUCCAUCACUGUGUGCCAUCAUUUCUUUCCCCAACCCAGGAGACCAGUUUCUGGAGUUUGGAAAGUGAAAUGUUGUCUCAUUCAUGCCUCAUACAGGAUUUCAGCUGCUCAACAGCUCAGAGUUUUCUUUGUUCUAUUUUUUUUGUGUCAUGAUGCUCCAAAUGUUUUCAAAGGGGUCACAAGUCAGGACUGCAGACGGACCAGUUUAGCAGCAGGACUCUUCUACUACAGAGCCAUACUGUUGUAAUACGCACGGAGUGUGGUUUGUCAUUUAGUAUGUUUACAUGACACUUGAGAAAACCAAAUUAUUGCCCUACUCCAAUUAAGACCGGAACUGAAGUGCAAGUAAACACCUUCGUCCGACUAUAAUCUGAGUUUGAGAAUCUCAUGUUAAAGGUCCUUACACACCAGGGCCGACACAAAUAUAGACACAAAUAUAGAACGCGAAAUAUUCAGAGGCAAAUUUUGACUUUUCUGGGGGAAAGUCCGGCCUCCUUGGAAAAGCUGGAAACGUCAUCACACGCUCAAGCCAAAUGGUCAGCACUUAUAGCCAAUCAGAGGCGAAGGAGGGCAGCACCUUCCCUUAACAACCAGCGUCCCGGGUGGAAGCGAGAGGACAAAAAAUGGAGUCUACUUCAACUUCAAGUGAUGGCAAAUUGGAACUCUUUUUGCUUUCUCAAAAGAAAUGUAGCACAUAGGUGCAUCCCAUAUUACAAAAAAGAAGAGAACUUGGUGAGUUUCACUGCUUGGUUCAGGAGCUGAAACUGUACCACGGUCGCUGAUUGUUUUCAGUUCUGAUUAGACACUAGUGUUGAGAUGGCUGUCUGUCAUGAUAGCAAAUACUGAGUCGGGGCCAGUACCAGAUAAGCACAUUAAACUAUGGUAACAAACGUUAGCUUACGUUAGCACGGAUGAAAGUUAAAACAAAGACGUUCAGCAAACUGUUAAAGCACACAAAACAUCGUCAUAUGAGAAAUCCGACGCUAUGACUCUCCACUAAUUGUCCUUCAGGUCGUUAUCUUUGUAAUGUUUGUGUUUUAUCAAAAAGCACUCUGUUCUCCGAUACGUAAACAAUCAGCCAGUCGGCCUUGUUGGAUAUACUGAUAAAUCUGACGUCGCAACGACACGCAAUCUGAUUGGUCAGGAGUGGACACACAGUAUGCAAAACUUUUGAAAAAUCGACCAUGAUCUGAAAAAAAUAAAUGCCGCAAUAUCGCAGGACGGGAAAACGUCGCUGAUGUUAACGCUUGUAUUGACAGGAUACGGGUUUGAAAAAAAUAUUGACAUCCGAAAUAAUCACACGACAAAAACGGUCCCGGUGUGAAAGGACCUUAAGACACCCAGAUAAUGCAAUUGGAAUUCGAUUUUCUCUACCAUGUAACCAGCACAGUCAGAGUAUUAAAGGACAAUGCAUGUGCUUGGUGCCACUCCCAUAGUCUGUAUAUACUAUUGAUAACUUGGUUCCGCCUCCCGUCAGUACACAGAUUUGAAGCCAAAAAGCUCUCUGUAUUUCCGAGAUUUUUUCUUCAUUUCCUGAAACCAACACUGCGCAGUAGCAUUGUGCGCAACCGGUGGGAGAGUUGCUGAGAGUCGCUGUGAUGACGCUCGGCUCAAACAACAUAGCUGUCAAUCAAAGAAAGCAUGAACCCCCUAAUAACUUUUAAAAAUGGAGCUGCACAAAAAAAAGAGGACUUGAGCACAGACCAGUCUGACAGUAACUCAACACCACAAGCAGGGGGGAGAAAAAUGUAUAUUCAGUGUAAUUAAUUUAUUAAGUUUGCCCACAGCCCCAUAAGCUUUAUACGUGGACAAGGAGAGAAGUCCAGUUUGGAAAAAAAAAAACGAAUUAUGAGCUUAGUCCGAUUAAGCAGUGCAUGUAAACGCACUGAGUGUCUUGCUGGAAUAUGAAGGUCUUCCCUGAAAAAGUCGUCAUCCGGAUGGCAGCAGAUGUUGCUCUUAAACCUGUAUGUAUUAUUCAGCAUUAAUUCAACCUUUAAAGAUGUGGAAGCUACUCAUGUCAUGGAUAUUUCUUAUCCCCAUACCAUGCUGGCUUUGAGCUAUGAACCGAUAACAAGAGAGGUGGUUUCUGUCCUAUGUGGUGUUGAAAAGUAUUUAAGUGGUAAUCCUCUACCUGUGUCAACAUUUUACACCAGUAAGGUUUCUCUUUGACUGACUGCUUCCUCACCUUACACCUGGUGGGUGUGAGGACUCAUGUUUUAUUUUCUGUAGUCCAGAGCUCCCAGAAGGAAGUCAAAUCUCAGCGAUUAUGGGACUCUCUUUGAAAAGUCUUUGAGUUGAUUCGGUUUUCUCAGUUGAAUAGUUUUUGAAGCGAUAAGCAGAGGUCCUCCUCUCCAAACAAGUCGACUCUGGAAGUAAACACACUUAAAUCACAGCUUCAGACUGAACGUUUGUGUCUCUUUAACACUUUUCAGACUGGGAGCAGAGCUGAUCUUAAACAUUCUACAAAGUUAUAUCUUUAAAGAUUACUAUUAUACAUGAGAGUGAGUCAGAAUGGGGGAUUACUUGGACCAGCACCAUAAAUUGAUCCGUCAAAAAGCUAUUGCACAGGGCCCCUGCUCUACCAACUGAGCUAAACUCUUGUCCUCUGUAGGGAGUGUGUAAUGAAAAUCUGUGUCUGUCUCUGUCUUUUCCCAUUCGGUCCCAGCAGAUGUCUGUCCUGGAUUUUUAUACUGCCUCAUAUAUUUCGAGUUUAGGCUGUAAAUUUAGUUGGCAAGUUUUCCGGACUAUUAUUUUUCAAUUUGAAAUCUUCCCACAUCUUUGAAAAGCAUCUUAAUACUUCUCAUUAUAUUCAUUUACUGAUGCUGUGCAGCUCUUGCCCCUUUUUGUCACUUAUUGAAAACAUUUGGAGCAUCAUGACACAAAAAAAUUGCACAAGGGAGACGCUGAAGUGUUGAGCAGCUUGAAUUCUAUAUCGGGCAAAAAUGAGACAACAUUUCACUUUCCAAACUCCAGAAUCUGGUCUCCUGGGUUCACUAACAUUUACAGAGUGUUGGAAAAAGAAGAGCUGAUGACACACAAGAAGAAACACGACCCUGUAGCUACUUUAUACAAUCAUGAUGUUGUAAUUGAAUUAAAUAUGAGCGGGUUUUUUUUAUUGCACAAUAACAUUUUCAUUUGACAUGUAAUCUUUAUUACUGUAGGAGAUAUUAGGGGUAAACAGAGAAAAUUUUAAGUAAAUUAAAACUCUCAAAGAGAACUCUUAUUGAGUUGAUAGAUGUUUUUUUUUAAAGUUAUAUUUCUGGGCCUUUUUGCCUUUUAUUGGAUAGGACAGCUGAAGAGGGACCGGAAAUGUGGGGAGGAGAAAAAGAGACAACAAAGGGUCAAGAUUCUGUUUCUGUAAUUUCUGAACACUUAUUGAUUGUAACGGAUCGUCACGUGUCACAUCCGCUGAAUUGAAGAAUCGACAUUUUGGCCCACUCCUACAAACAAGAAGAUGGUUUCGGGUUUUUUUCCACUCACUCCACUCCGUCCCCACAUACCUUUAUCGCGGUCUUUACCAUCACAGGUGCAGCAUGAUUCAGUGGGAAACACUGAGGUUAGAUCUGCCCCCUAAGGUCUUCUCAUGACACUCAGAUAGGUAGAGACUCUGAAGCUGCAGCUGAUGAUGAUGAUUAGGCCUGAACGAUAUAUCGUUUGACUAUCGUCAUCGCGAUGUACGUGUGUGCGAUAGUCACAUCGCAGAGCCUGCGAUAUUGGAGGUGAAUGAACUCAUUUAAUUUCAAGGGUAACCGACUGAGAUACACUCCAUGUGACUCUGCGUGUGCUGUGCAGCGAUCCACCAAUCGCCUUUGUCCUUAACUCAGUUGCCAAUCAGACUCACUUCUCAGUUGCCAAUCAGACUACCCUGCCAGCUGUCAAUCAAAAUCAGGGAGGAGAAAACCCACCCCUGCACAUGUUCUGCACAUGGAGGGAGACGUGUGUCCGCUGAGAAUUACUUUCGGAACUUUACUCAUGACUAUUAAGCCCAACAAAUAAGAACUGUAUGGGUUUUAAAUUGUACAUUUCCGUGGACCACUCUACUAUAAGCAGUGCGCGUUUUGCGAGGUGCAUGCAAUUCUCGGAGGACAUGCGUUUCUCGGCACAACACCGCUAACAACAACAACGAUCGCAAAAUGAACAACGAACAAGCGAAAACCACCGAAAAUGAAGAUUUGUUGCCAAAAAGAAAAGGAAAGUCAGUUAUCUGGAAUUAUUUCGGUUAAAAGAAGGAUGAUGUCGACCAAAACACGUCUUCUGUGUUCACCUGUUGCCACAAUAACGUCCCAGCACAAUAAAAGCUAAAAAUAUCUCUGAGACAGACAGAAGCCGUUCUACUAACAUUCACAAAAAGAGGUAAGAUCAGAGCAGAUUAACUGUCCUCAAGAUUUCAGCAGUGCAGCAUAACAUUAAGUGCUAUUCAGGUCAUCUGGUGAAAAUACUGUAUUUUUAAUAUCGCAAUAUAUAUCGCAGGGUUGAAAAAAAUCGCAAUAUUAUUUUUUUCCAAUAUCGUGCAGCCUUAAUGAUGAUAUUGAGUGUGAUGAUGAUGAUGAUGAUGAUGGUUGGUCUGUCUCCAUCAGGCUGCAGGUCAGGCCUCACAGUGCCUUCUCUCCGGUGCCGUUCACUCCUGCUUUCACCGGUAAGAACAGCAGUACACACCUGAACACCUGAGGAGCCUCCACACGUCCUCCUUCUGAUCUCCUUCCUAACACUAACAUUUCACUUUUUCACCUAUCUGCUUUAACACCUGUGUGUGUCUGUGUGUGUGUGUGUGUAUGUCCAGGUGAGACGGUGUCUUUGGUUGAUGUGGAUAUUUCUCGAAGGGGGAUGAACUCUCUUCAUCCCCCGACGCCUCCUCCUCCACCCAGACGGAGUCUCAGUCUGCUCGGUACUUUUCUUCCUCUUCUUCUUCUCCUGUCUGUUGCCACCCUUGUUUCCUCUUCAGGUGUGUCUCAGGUGUGAUCAUUCUCUCUCUCUCUCUCUCUUACUCUCUCUUCUGCAGAUGAUUUCGGGGGUCCUCCUCAGCAGCAGGGUCCGUUUGGCGAGCGUAGUGUGGGGGCGUCCAUGCAGUCUCUGCCCCCACGGCCAAUGGCUCUGCCCCCCACCCUCAGCACCAUCCAACACAGCCUGAGCCUCAAUGGUGAGCCACACACACACACUAGUUAGCAUGCAGUAGAGGUGUGUCAGAGGAAGAUAUUUGAUCAUGAAGGGUGAGAAGGUAGUUCUGUAGUUCCGUCUUCAUAUAUCAUAGAACUAUAAUAUAAGGAAAGUUGUAUCUGGCUUCACAGAAAAAUCAUACAACGACCUGAAUUUCAAACUUGCAGCAGUCUGUAGCGGUUGGGAGCGAUUCAGAACAGGACUACAAUUGUUGCUUAGUUACUUGUUAAGGCCACUUAAAACUGGACCUGAAAUAAGCUUGCGUUAAAGUUUGAUUUGUUUAGAUUAAAUGAAGGUGUCUCAGAGUGAAAACUGGUGUAUUUUUGAGGCUUCAAACUCACAUUAUUCUGGGGAAUAACAGGAGCAGGUGUGGAUGGAGGCGGGGCUUCAGAGUGCUCACACUGAUGUUUGUCUCUUGUCUGUGUUUAUCAGACACUUUCCUCAGAGGUUUACCCAGACCCAUCCCUCUGCGCCCUGACGGACAGCACCCUCCGCCAAGACUCGCCCCCCGCUGCCCCCUCAGCCGACCAGACACGGGCAGCUUCGCCACCAGCCUCAGAGAGCUGGAGAAGGUGGGCGGGGCCAAAGUCUGGGGCUGUCAAGUAUUUAUUUAGUCAUUGAUGGGCUUAAAUCUUCGGUUUGUAGCUAACCUGUGUAUGUGUGUGUGUGUGUCACAGUGCGGAUGGUACUGGGGCCCGAUGAACUGGGAGGACGCAGAGAUGAAGUUGAAGGGGAAACCCGACGGGUCGUUUUUGGUUCGGGACAGUUCAGACCCACGGUACAUCCUGAGUCUGAGCUUCAGGUCACAAGGAGUCACACACCACACACGCAUGGAGCACUACAGAGGUAACACACACACACACACACACACACACACAAAUUGGUUAAAUCCUGAUUCAGUGUAGGUGUGAUCAGAUGCCUUCACAGAUGUUUAAGCCACUCAUGCCGUGGACACUUAUGAUACCCGUACUGUCAGGGAUGCUGGUUUUGAACUGUAAGUUGAUAACAACCCAAGUGGUCCCUCUGCGCUUUAGAGAGGAGGGUGUAGCUUCCAUGACUUCCAAAAUGAAUGUCAGACUGUGAAUUGUCAGACCAAAACCACUAGUUUUCUCAAAUUUAGCUUAAAUUAUUCUAGAAAGGCUGCAGACUCUUGAGAACACCCGGAGAUACUGGAACAGAUUCUCUAAAUCUGUUGAUGAUAUUAUGUUCUGUAGAUGAUGAAAUCUGCUAAUUAUUUGAUGUUAUACACUCAGGAAGAUGACUCUGAAAUUGUUGAAUUAUUAGCUCACACAGUCUCUCACAGAGUGAUGAACCUCUUCCCAUCUUUUAUACCCAGUCAUGUUACUGGCUUGUUGUAAAUUAACCUCAUUACCUGGGAGAUGCUCCCACUGCUGAUUUUAGGCUGGUAAAAACUUUCUUACAGAAACAUUUUUAAGACAUUAAUUUGUGUCAAAGCCUUUAAUAAGUAUCCAAACUGCUUUUGAAGAAACCUGUGAAAUCUCCCUCCGCCUCCCCCUUCUGCAGGAACGUUCAGUCUGUGGUGUCACCCAAAGUUUGAGGAUCGAUGUCACUCUGUGGUCGAGUUCAUAGAGCGAGCCAUCAUGCACUCCAAGAACGGAAAGUUCCUCUACUUCCUGCGCUCUAGAGUCCCAGGUAACCUCCAGCCUCAUCUGUCAGUCUGCAUCUGUCUCUGUCUCCACUAGAGCAUGACACGGGAGCGGAUUUUCACUCCUGUCCCGUCCCACUCCCAGAGAGAAAAUCCCGUCCCGUCCCAAUCCCAGACCGGAGUAAGAAAAAUUAAUCCUGUCCUGUCCCACUCCCAUCCCACUCCCACUCAAAAUUACUCCCACUCCUGUCCUGCUCCCGUUUGAAUAAAACCAAACAUGUUGAAAAAACGUUGCAUUUCUUAGCAAAAAGUGGCAGCCGAGUCGGAGCGGCUGCGGGUGACACACAUAAUAUGUGUGUAAUAUGUGUGUCGCUGGCAGCCGCUCUGAGUCGGUGACAGGAAGUCAAACCACUGUUGUAGUUCUUUUGUCUUUCUAGUGCAGUCAAGAGUGUUGGCUCUCACUGAGAGAUGACUACAAAAAUAGACGCAUCUGUUCAUCUGGUUGUUUAACACGGCUGAAAAUGAUCAUCUUUUAAUGUUGUUCCUGCUCCUGCCCGCUCCCGUUGCUUUUUUUCCCGUCCCGAUCACGGGAUUAAUUAAAAAAUGACUCCCAUCACGUGACCUACAGAAAUUCCCGAAAAAUGUCAUCCUCUAGUCUCCAUCCGCACCACCUGUCUGGCUUGAUCUUAACCCUGUCUUUGCCACAUGUACACCUGACUGUUUGCAUCAAUGUGUCUCUGUCCUCUUCUACCUCCAGCUCUUUUUAGCACCGUCACCUGUCUGUCUGCACACCUGUAUCUUUCUUUGUUAAUUUGCCUCAGUUUUCUCUUUGGUCCCCACCUGUCUGUCCUGUCUUGUCCUGUUUGUAUUAUUUUCCUUCUUGUCUCUGUAAACCCUCUUGUUUAAAUAAAGUACUGUUACUGGUCCUCAGGUCUGCCCCCGACCCCGGUCCAGCUCCUGUACCCGGUAUCCAGGUUCAGCAGCGUCAAGUCUCUGCAGCAUCUAUGUCGCUUCUGCAUCAGACAGCUGGUUCGCAUCGACCACAUCCAGGAGCUGCCGCUGCCCACGUGAGUGUUUGUCAGAGCUGCUAUACUUCUGAGGACUCUUAAAACAGUGUAAAAGGAGAUCUGAGGCAUAACAGGAAGUGUCAUGAUCAGCUUGAUCCUGAUUUAAUAUUUCAACUUGAAUAUGAGUCCUAAACAGAUACAGGUGCAACUCAUAAAGUUAGAACGUCCUGAAAAUAUUCAUUUAAUUGAUAUCUUUGUCCCACCCACAUCUAACAGUGUCUCCCCUCCUUUUCUCUUGCUCUCUUUCCUCAGGCCUCUGAUCUCCUACCUGAGAAAGUUUUACUACUACGACCCCGAGGAGGAGAUCAGCCCUCCCUUAAAGGAGAGGGGGGCGGAGCCAAGCAGCCAGCCGGGGGUCCCAUCUCAAACGUAGCACUGGAGGCUCAGAGGACCAGGUGAGUCACUGAACGCUUCAGGUGUAAACUCAGACUGUGGGUCCGAUCAACAGAGAGAGAGAGAAGAGUCUGAACUGUCAGAAAAAUCACCUGCUUGUAAACUGGUUAUAGGAUCUGUGAAAUAAUCAUUUACAGACCAAAGCGUGUCGCGUUUUUGACAACACACCUGGAGUUUACAGAUGGACUGGUCAUGUAAACAACUUCAUCUCACAAAAAAAGAAAAAAUAUCUUUCUUGAAUUUACCAGAAAAAAAAUGAAUAUUUAAAGUUUUAGAUAACAAAUCUUUUUUCCCUUCUCUUUUUCUCUCCAGUUAUUUUCUUUUCUCUGAUUUUUCUGCGAUUUUUCGGACACUCGAUCACUGAAGGAUGAUCAAACACCCAAACCGGACUCACAGACCUCAGCCAAUCAGCUCACUCCGCUCUGUCCUGUAUCUAGGCGGGUUUCAGAUGAUCCUCCCUCCUCUGAGCGCUCUGAUUGGUUUCCGGAGAGUCAACAGGGGAGGGACAGGGGAUGUGGAGACUCCGCCUCUCUUAUGAUGUCAUCACUGAGCAGCUGGACCAUAUAAAGACAUAUGACAUCACUGUUAGCAAAGAUGCUACAUCCCUAAAAUAAAAAAAAAACAAAAAAAACAAAGAACCUCGAAGAGAGGACAGACACUUUGAGUCGCCUCUGGGAUCCUCUGACCUUCAACCUGAAAGUUUAAAACACACUGAGAUCUACUCUCUUUUAAAACGGUAACACUGGAGGCCUUUCCCAGCAGAGAGUUCAGGCUGAACUUUUUGUUUCCACAAGUCUGAUCAAGUCGAGAUAUCGAGAUUUUCGUCAGGGAUGAGCAGGUUUGACAAGUUGGAAACCACGAAUUCACAUAGUCCAGGUUAAGCGCACCAACAGGUCACCAUGAUAAAAGAACUGAGAAAAAUUUAAGGUCUAUUCUAACACCAGAAUGUACACAACUUUAAGCGACUAUCUCAUCUCCUUAUCCGGCCUUUUCAGGCUGAAUUGAUGAGCCUAAACACAACAAGUUGAAGCAGCCAAUCCAGUCGUUGCUUAUCUAGUUACCACUUUAUUUCAGGGUUUUCAAAUUGAUCAAUAAUCGUUAGAGUCUGAAACACACCAAGCUGAAUGCAAGUCACCCCUCAAAAACAGCUCCACACAAAACAGUUGAAAAUCAGCACAAAUACCAGAAGAGUGAAGUCAGUGGGAUGAAAAAUUCUGUUAUUCCCUUUUUCAAACAGCAGGGGGCCACAGCAGAGACACCGCAAUCAGCUCGUCUGUUGGUAAAGAUGCUCCUCAGGGGGCGCUGUUGGCCUCGGGUCUAAGUGACCCAUGUAGAGACGCAACAGUCCCCACCGCAGAGGUCACUUACUUGAUUCCUAGACAUGACUCUUUGCUGCAGGUCCAGAGACACAUGCCAGAGAAAUACAAGCGAGCUGAUAACUUCGGACCAGCUCCUCAGUGUGGACAGAGAAAUACUCAAAAAAAAAUCCACCUGAUGUGUUGACGCAGCUGUUUUUAAUCAGAGUGAAUUGGGUUUUUAUCACAUCAGAGCGGACAGUCUUGCACCUUUUCUGGAAUCUCUGGUGUCCCCUCACAGCACAUGUUGAGCUAUUUCUUUUUAUCACCCCUCACUAUGUCAGCGCAACAAUGACCUGAUCUUUGAAUGUAAGCAAAGUUCUCCCUGCUCAACCAUACCUUCAAGUUAAAAGACAUGUGAAUAGAUAUCAGUUUUUCUUUGUGAAUUACUGAGUUUUUAAAUCUACUUAGUGACUGUUAAACUUAUUCUGUUUGCUAAAACUAAAAAAGACACAAAGUAAACAGCCGAUGAUUCUCAGACUGAGAAAGACCUCGUCAGUGCUUACAUCUGAUCCAAACCUCUAAAACGGUUUAUUUUUGUUCGAAGUUUCAUAAUUUAUAAAGUUAUUUAUUGUCAUGCUGAUGAACUCAUGGUUAAAUGUACUGGCACAUUAUUUAGAGCAGAGUUUGUUAUCCUGGAGUGAGGUUUAUAAGAUGUUGAAUUCUGUGUUUGAUUUAGACACAGCAGAUUUCUUUUUUUUUUUUUUACACUGAUGGAGGUUUCUUUGAAAGAACUGUGAAAACUAAAAAAGAAACUUCAUCCAUCGGGUAGGUUUGACUUAAGUCUGAGACGGAGAGCUGAGCCAAUUUUUUUGCACUUUAUGAGUCGGUUUGAAGGAUGCUGAUAAACCCUAAAAAAAGGCAUCAUGUAAGAAUAUCAGCGCCGAGGGAUGCUCAAACCAAACUCCACUCAGAAACCGAGUUUUUUAAGAGAUGUUUACUUUUCAAUCUGCAGAUCAACCAAACAAAUCAUGGUGUCAGAUUUUUUAUUAGUCUGCAUCAUGAUGUGGUUAUUUCAGCGUCCUUCCAGCCUGUUUACUGCCAUGAAAUCACGUUACAUUCUGCUUAUUUGAGAUAAAUAGGGCCGUAGCAAAACUUUUGCAUGAGUACAGCAAAACCGAAAUUCAGCAGAGACAGGCACUCGAUAGCUUAAACAGAUUACAGGUAGUUGAGAAACUUUGGGAUGUAGACCAAGGGAACUUGAAAUCAAACUGGGACUUCGUUCUAGCAAACAUGUCCAACUGGGACCUCGUUUACCUGUUUUUUGUGCCAUGUCUUUGGGUGAUAUUUUGAACCUUAAUUUGCUGAUGUUUGAUGUUUCUAACCAGGUGGAGAUUUGUGGGCUGUGUUUAUUAGUGGGAACCAUUUUCAGUCAACGUUCCAAAAGCAUGAAUUUGUUUCACUCCACAGCUGCUGGUUCAGUCUGAGUUUCUGCAGGAUCUUUGUUCGUAUCCUGACAUUUCAGUGUUUAAAAGAUGCAAACAAAUAAACAGAUUGUCACAUCUGUUUUUAUCAUGAUUUAUUUGUGAAGAUUUUAAAGAAGCAGAGCAGACACAUUUUGAUGAGUUUGACGACUGAAGUCUCGGUUUUUGUUUUUCGAUCCCUGUGACAUUAUUGUUCUAAAAAUCGCUUCAGUGUCAGACCAACAGCAGGAACAGAAAAAACAUCCUCAACGAAAACAAACUCAGGAUCCCAGAGGUGACCGGCCGCACUGACUGCUGCGGCAACUUUGCCAAAAAAUAAACCAGUACAGACUACUGAACUUUGUUUCACUGGAAGGAGCUGGUGUUUGGAUAAACUGGACUAUACUGAUUCAGACACUGAGGAGGUUUGUCCCAGCAGACACUGGGAACACUGGAGCUGGGACCUGAGCGCUCUGCAGGGACACUUCCAUGAUGUCAACACGGAGAGGGGGGGCGGGGCGGGGCACAAAUAUGUCUGAAUACUGCACACUGAAGGACUGAAGAAAGAAGUGAGAGUGUGGAGGAGCAGUGGAGUCGUUAUCUGUCAUUUUUGUGCAAUCACCUGUUAAUAAACAGUGUGGGCGGGGCUUUUGUCAGUCCUCUCUCUUUUUUCCAAGUCCAGAAAUAGAGACACAGAAAUCAGAACUUGUUCUUUAAUCCAAAUGAUUUUAAGGAUUUUCUCCACUUCACACCAUUUCCAGUCACUUAUCUUAAAGAGAUAUUUAAAAUUAAUUUAGGGUCAAACACACCGUCGAGAGAUGAAUGUUGCCGACCGCUUGCUUCUCUAGUUACACCAAUUUAACGGAGAGAGAAAUGAGCUAUUCAGACCACAGUCACAUUUUAACCCAGACAUUAAACAUGUUUAUUUCUGCUGUAAGGGUGUACUUUUCAGAAUAGGUGUGUAUCUGGCUUCAGGAGCUUUUGGAACCAGCCUCUAGUGGACACUUGUGGAACUGCAGUUUUGGCAGUUAGCUUCAUUUUUCGAGACCAAAGAUUUCAACUUGAUGCAGACAACUUAGUGUUUACUAUCUGCCCUGUCAAACUGCAAGAGAGAGGUCAGAAAGAGUAAAGCCACAAAAGCA
Messenger RNA from Xyrichtys novacula (pearly razorfish), 14078 nucleotides. NCBI's taxonomy places the organism in Eukaryota, Metazoa, Chordata, Actinopteri, Labriformes, Labridae. The record is from the annotation of a GenBank genome assembly.